Cryptomeria japonica (Japanese cedar) is the source of this 4083-nucleotide messenger RNA. Its product is annotated as G-type lectin S-receptor-like serine/threonine-protein kinase At5g24080. Bases 1312 to 3867 code for a protein of 851 amino acids. Gene Ontology annotation, molecular function: ATP binding; protein serine/threonine kinase activity. The transcript is spliced from 5 exons. Gene Ontology annotation, biological process: recognition of pollen; protein phosphorylation. The record is from RefSeq and is a predicted model, not a curated record. NCBI's taxonomy places the organism in Eukaryota, Viridiplantae, Streptophyta, Pinopsida, Cupressales, Cupressaceae.
UUGUAGGUAGUUAACGAAAUAUUUACCGAGCAAUAGGAUCUGAUCCUGAAAAUAAGACACGUAGCCGCUCUUCCAGUACGAAAACUCUACCAAAUUUCUUGUGGCCUCUGUGCUGAAGACAUGUUUAUAUUGACCAGAAGCAAUUCACAUCAAAUUAUGCUUUCUCACUUGGCAAAAUGGAACUGCAUAAAGGAGAUGAAGAAGAAUUUGGCUUAUUAGAAAACUACUUCAUUCUCAGCGUUAAAUGGUUGCUUUCUCCGGGACUUUUUCAUAACCCUGUAAAAUUGACAUAAUUUUUUUUCAGUAAUUUUCAAAAACAUAUGCCAAACCCUUCAAUUGAAUGAGUUUUGGUGUAGUUUUCCGUACCCUCCCUUAAGGCUACCAUGGAUGGUCCUGUUUGAUUCCACCUCUACCACAAGCAGCUUAUGAUGUGUCCUGACAUCACUAAUGGAGACAAUGCAAUUAACCAAUACCGACACUACACAUGGGCAACAAAUUUUCUCUGAUCCACUUUUUAGGCAUCUCCAUAUUGAUAUCAUGGAGCCGACCAUCCUACCUAAUGAAGACUUUGCAGUCUGUUCUCAACAACACCCAACCAGAAAGCCAAAUGCGAACCCUGUUUUCUCCUUAAAUGUGGGCUUUUCUAUUGUUUUUGGAAUUUUAAUGCAUGAAGGAUCAGCAUUGCAUGGCACAAGCCCAUUGAUUCAAUAAGUCACAUCCCCAUCUGUUUUAUUUCUGGAUUAGAUUAAAGGACAUUGAUGACUACGCGGCAUUCAAGCCUUCCCCACGUGGGUCGGUUCCUCUCUCAGACCCCACUAAGGGUUUUUAUAUCAUCAGGUAAUUGAGCAGUUGCCCCUAAUGGUAGUACACUCCAAUUCUUCCUGCAAUCAUAUACAACCUAAUGCAGUUCCAAAACUUACCUUUUUGAAUUCAAUACUAAAUCCUGUCGCAUUCCAUUCAUGUCAGUUUGUUGCUUGGAGUUUAUCAGUACUGACAGCUGGAUAUUGGAUAUUAAUGGGUAUACAAACAGAUCAGAUUUGGUAGUAUGAAAGGCUCUGUAGUGGAAGAAGUGGUGAUAACUGUAGAGAACUUUUAACAAGUAUUAUCAAAAAGUGCAUUGGGGGUAGGGAUUGCAUAUAUAUAAAGGGAUUUCUGAUGAGACUUAUGUGAAAGUUCAUUGGUGAUAUUUUAAAACUAGACACCGAAAGGAGCAAAAUCUAAAUUAGUAGAUAUAAUUUGAGUGUCUACAGAAAAAAUUGUUCUGAAGGGCUUUAAUAGUUAUUUCAUUUCAUCUAUCUCAUACUGAUUUUAAUGGCAGUAAUAUACUUAACUUGGGUUUUGCUAAUUUUUAGUCAAUGUAUACAGUCAUCUGCUCAAACUGCUCAUCGGUUUUCCAUAGGAAGCAUUCGUCUCGAUUCCCAAAUUUCAGUGAAGGGAAAGGAGGUCUGGAAGUCCGAAAAUGGAACCUUUGCAAUUGGUUUUUCGCCCGUGUUUCCUGAUGAGUAUGUGCUUGGCAUUUGGUAUGCAAGCAUUCCGGGCAAUAGGACUCUUGUUUGGAUGGCUAACAGAGACCAACCGGUAGGUGAAGGUGGACUUCUCACUCUUAGUCAAGAUGGAAAUCUUCAGCUGGUAGAUAAAGGAUCAACAAUCUGGAUGGCUGAAACCACUGGACUCAAUGUUCAGUCAGGGGAGAUGCAAGAAUCAGGAAAUUUUGUUCUUUACAACACCAAUGGGAACAUUGUUUGGCAGAGUUUUGCAUCUCCAAUAGACACAUUGUUACCAGGACAGCAAUUGACAGAAACUCUAAACCUCACAAGCUGGAAUUCUUCUACAGAUGUAUCCACAGGCCAAUAUUCGCUCCAGAUGGUACAUAAACCGGACUCUCUGCAGCUAACACUGAAUUACAAUACCCCUUACGACUCCUUCAACUAUUCAUACUGGUACGGGCCCAAGAUAUCUGAUGAGGUGGGUACUGUGGUUGUUUCCUUAGAUCAUUCAGGGAGCUUUAGCAUGGGUUAUGGCAAUUCCUCCAAUACGCUGGUAUAUAUUUAUCAGAACGGCAACAGCUUGGGUGAUAAUGAUCAAAUUUUGAGACGGGUUACCAUUGAGCAUGACGGUAAUUUGAGAUUGUAUAGAUGGGAUGCCUACAAUGGCCCUGGAUGGACUGUAGAUUGGGCUGCCGUUUUGAGUCCCUGUGCUACUGCGGGUAUAUGUGGAAAUGGUAUCUGUAACCUUGAUAGUAAGUCUAGGCCACAAUGCCACUGUCCAACUGGAUCAUAUCAAAUUGAUUCCAAUAGACCAUCUUUAGGAUGCUUGCCUUCAGGAACCAUACCAAAUUGCAGAAAUGAUAAUGUAUCUACAGCAUUUAAAAUGGUGAAUCUUUCACAGACAAAUUACUAUGGUGGAAGUUCAAUAAUAGCCAAUUAUAGCAAUAUUUCAUCGGUGUCUGCCUGUGGCGACCUAUGCUUAUCUGAUUGCUCGUGUGUAGGAUCUGUUUAUUGGAUUUCUAAUCUAAAACCCUUCUGUUGGACAUUAAGAAACCUUCUCUUUGGAGGCUUGCAAGAAUCCAGCUAUACAUUCUUUGUGAAAGUCGGCCUUGAGAAUGACACCCUUAGAAAACAUACUGCACCUAGUUCAAAUAGAGAAAAGGACCAAUCCCGUCUGAAAAUGACUGUUUUAGGGACUGUCCUUGGGACUACAUUUGUCCUGUGUUUAUUUUGUAUUUUUUUCUCUCGAACAAUAUUUAUGAAGAAAAAAAGUGGAAGUUUGGAUGCUACAAUUUUUGUUCCUGGGAAUCCUGUGAAAUUCUCCUUUGUAGAUCUGCAGAUGGCAACCAAUAAUUUCAGGCAGAGGCUUGGAACAGGAGGGUUUGGGACUGUCUACAAAGGCUCACUCUCUGAUGGAACCUUGAUUGCUGUUAAGCAAUUAGAGAGAUUGCUACCACAUGGAGAGAGGGAAUUCAAAGCAGAAGUGACAACAAUUGGUGCCAUUCAUCAUAUGAAUCUAGUCCACCUCCUUGGCUUUUGCUCAGAGGGACUACACAGGCUGCUCGUCUAUGAGUUUUUGCCCAAUGGAUCCCUGGAUAGAUGGCUCUUCCAUUCUAAUGCCAAUCAUGAACCAAGGCUGCUUGACUGGGAAACUCGCUACAACAUUGCUUUGGGUACAGCCCAGGGGAUUGCAUAUUUCCAUGAGCAAUGUCGAAAUACAAUUAUACAUUGUGACAUAAAACCUGAGAACAUUCUCUUGGGUGAGGAUUUCUGCUCCAAAGUGUCCGAUUUUGGGUUGGCAAAGAUGAUGGGAAGGGAGCAUUCUCAAGUCAUUACCAUGGUGAGGGGCACAAGAGGCUACCUAGCUCCAGAAUGGGUUACCAAUCGCCCUAUCACUGUCAAGGCUGAUGUGUACAGCUUUGGUAUGGUCAUCUUGGAAAUCAUAGGAGGAAGAAGAAAUCUUGACAUAUCACUUGGAGCUAAAAAUUUCUUCUUUCCAGGGUGGGCAUUCCAGGAGAUGAUGAAAGGAAAUAUAACAAAAAUAGCAGACAAGAGGCUCUGUGGAGAGUUCAAUGAGAGCCAAUUGAUAAGGGCUCUUCGAGUGGCCUUCUGGUGCAUCCAAGAUGAUGUGGGUACGAGACCAUACAUGGGCUCAGUGAUCAAAAUGCUAGAGGGUACAAUUGAAGUGAAUGUUCCACCAAUGCCUCAAUCAGUACUUGAGAUGAUGGAGGAAGGCCUUCCAAACAUCUAUAACAAUAUGAAAAGAGACCUUAACUUCAAUUAUAGCUCCACCACCACAAAUGGCAUUAGUUUGCAUAGCUCUAAAAGAGUGCAGUCUGAUGCUGCGUUUGACUAUUCCUCUAUAUCAAUCCCACGAUGAACAAUGGGAAGUUUAGAGUACAGGAAACAAUAUGUAUUGUCUCCUCUAUGAUUUGAGGCAAAGCAAUAUGUAUGUUUUUCCCCUUUGUGUAUAACAGGGCAACAAGGUGAAGCUCAAGUCAAAUAAUUAAGAAAAAAACCAAAUUUUCCAAUGAGAGGGCAAUAAUGUAAACCUUAAUCUUCCAUGUAAAAAUUGGAUGAGCAUUUUCUUUUUGAA